Messenger RNA from Penicillium bovifimosum, 2205 nucleotides. RefSeq names its product Kelch repeat-containing protein. The record is from RefSeq and is a predicted model, not a curated record. The transcript is spliced from 7 exons. Bases 1 to 2205 code for a protein of 734 amino acids. NCBI's taxonomy places the organism in Eukaryota, Fungi, Ascomycota, Eurotiomycetes, Eurotiales, Aspergillaceae. Gene Ontology annotation, molecular function: protein binding.
AUGACUCUGCAAUCGCAAGAAUACGAAAAUGCGGUUUCUUGUGGGAAAAACACUGACACUGCUGGCAGUCCCAAUAUUCUGCGCAAUACAAUAUUUAUAGAUGGAGGACAAUUGUGGUAUCAAAAAGGAUAUGAUGAUGGUUGUGUCGAGCCCAACCCAGACAACAACUUGGAAGGGACGAUCUACUACCUCAAUCUUACGACCCCAUUCGAUACAUCCUCGGAUUUUAUGACGAUUCUCAAGAAUAUGUCCGUGGCAGGUGGUGCUGCUAGUAAUAUAGCUCCCACCUACGUGGACGGCACAAUGUUCGCUAAUGACAACGAGUUCUAUCUAUAUGGAGGUAUGCUUCCCAACACAGACAGUACGGAGCCACCACCUGCGAACCAAGUUCUUUCCUACGCUGCGUACCAGUACGGCGCCUUCAAGAGCUCUUGGACACCUGGUUGGAACCAGGAAUACCUCUCCAAGAAUGUCACACGAUAUAUCACCAACGGAGCGGCAGCCUCGGUACCUAGCGAAAACUUGGGGUUCUAUUUCAGCGGCAUGCGGGCGCCGGACUGGGGCGACUUCACUGUGAACCAGCUGCAAUCAAACGUCACAGCGCAUACCCUCAUCACCCUAGAUAUGUCCACAAUUCAGGACGGUAAAUGGACCAACGAUACCCUGCCGAGCUAUAUCCCUGGUCGAGCAAAUGCCGAGCUGGUUUGGGUGCCCGUGUCUGACUCUGGUGUGUUGGUGGCUAUUGGUGGAGUCAUUGAUCCUAUCCAAUUCUUCAGAACAUCCAAGUCAAACUCAUCUCGGACAGAAGAAAGCAAAAAGAUUAGUCCCACGUUUAUGGAGACCGUCUCUGUCUUCGAUGUCAAGAGCCAAAAGUGGUAUCUCCAGAAGACGACGGGUGAUAUACCGCCACAAUUGACGGAGUUCUGCUCUGUACUUGCUAGUGCGGAAGAUGGCUCUUCCCAUAACAUUUAUAUCUAUGGUGGAUAUGAUGGUCUCGACUAUAACUCCAACCCGUCAGAUGACGUGUACAUCUUGUCCCUGCCUUCAUUCCAAUGGGUCAAGGCGUAUAAAGGGACGAACACUCACAGUCGCAGCGGUCACAAAUGUAUCAAGGUAUAUCCUGAUCAGAUGCUGGCGGUUGGAGGCCAACACGUUGACUCAACUCGGUGCCUGGAGGGUGGUAUCAUCGUCAAUUUCAAUCUCAACACUCUGAAGUUUGAUGAUGAAUAUGAUCCAAAGACGUGGGGUGAGUAUGAGGUGCCAGAUGCAGUGAUAGCACAGAUUGGCGGCGAUUCCAAAGGAAGUGCAACCACUACCGCCCCAAAUUCAUGGACAAACAGCUCCCUAGCCGCUAUUUUCGCGAAGAAAUACACGAAGAAUAUCGAGACAUACUGGCCUUACAAUAGCUCCAGUACCGAUACUUCCCCAGAAGCACACAAAGCCGGUGGCGGAUUUCCUGCCUGGGCAGGUGGAUUAAUCGGCGCGAUAGUUGGGUUGCUCGUCAUUGCAGUCCUGCUAGGACUCUGGUUCUACCGCCGGCGCCACCGAAAAUUCGAGGCCGAAAAAGCAAAAGUCACAGAGGAAGAAAGCGACAGACAGUCCCCAGAAUGGAUGUAUGGAAGUGGCCCUGCCUCGCCCGGACCAGGUCCUGUAUCUACAUCCACAGACAGGGAGACUUAUCAGACUUCGGCGACACUGCCCUCAACCCAAACGCAGCCCUCGAUGACACAGUCUCCCACAGUGGCGGACACGAUUGUCUCGCCAGUAACCCCUGGCACAGUUGAAUCUGGAGGCGGCGCACUAUAUGAGCUACAUGAUUCCUCCCCCGCCGAGCUUCCCACGCCAUACAACAUCGCCUAUCUCUCCCAAGACAAGGAUUACAAAGACGACUCCGCAUCCGACGUCAAAGUCGACAUGAGACGGGGCUCCCUGUCUCCUGUUUCACCGCAGACUCCCAGUGACACGGCCACGCAAUUCUCAUUCCCCACGGGCCGGAACAGGCGCAUAUCGACACUGUCAGUGGCACCGACAUGGUCGAUUGAUAAUGUAAUGAGUGGCCGGAUGACGCAUUUCAAUGCAGAUGACGAUAUGAAUAUCCGUCGAGCACGGCAUGGAUCUGAUGCUACUCUGGGAAGUAGUGCUACUCUAGGGGGUGGCGAUUCGGAGAAGGGGUGGGUGUCGGGUACCGAGACGAUUCGGGAAUAG